Misgurnus anguillicaudatus (oriental weatherfish) is the source of this 1190-nucleotide messenger RNA. NCBI's taxonomy places the organism in Eukaryota, Metazoa, Chordata, Actinopteri, Cypriniformes, Cobitidae. The record is from RefSeq and is a predicted model, not a curated record.
UAGACGUCCAGAUGUUGGGGGCAGAGGAAGAAUGUUCACUCCAGAGCAAGAGACCCAUAUAGUGAACAUGGUGAUUGCCAAUAAUGCAAUAAGACUGCGCGAAAUACAGCAGCGCAUAAUUGAUAAUGACACCAUCUUUCAAAAUAUACACAGUGUAAGCAUUUCUGCACUAAGUCGUGUACUUGCGCGCCACAGAAUUAGAAUGAAGCAAAUUUACAGAGUUCCUUUCGAGAGAAACACAGAACGUGUAAAGCAACUGCGAUAUGACUAUGUGCAGAGAGUGAUGGAACUAGAAGCAGAUGCCAUGGGACAUGAGCUACUUUUUGUAGAUGAGGCCGGUUUUAACCUCAGUAAAACCAGGAGACGUGGCAGGAACAUUAUUGGACACCGUGCCAUCAUCAAUGUCCCAGGACAACGUGGUGGUAACAUAACCAUGUGUGCAGCUAUAAGCCAAAAUGGUGUUGUUCACCAUCAUGCAACCAUAGGCCCAUACAACACUGCACACAUUAUUGCAUUCCUGGACACACUACAUGACAUGCUCACUGUUCAGAGACCAGAGCAUACCCGAUAUGUCAUCAUAUGGGACAAUGUCAGUUUCCAUAGGGCUGCUCUGGUCCGUAACUGGUUUACAGACCACCCAUUUUUCAUGCCACUCAACCUCCCUCCAUACUCUCCAUUCUUAAAUCCCAUCGAGGAGUUCUUCUCUGCCUGGCGCUGAAAAGUGUACGACCGUCAUCCUCAUCAACAGGUAGCCCUUUUACAGGCAAUGGAGGAGGCAUGUGGAGAUAUUGACCAGGCAUCAUGUCAGGCCUGGAUACGGCAUUCAAGGAGAUAUUAUCCCCGGUGCCUUGGACUGGAGGAUAUCGCAUGCGAUGUGGACGAAAUUUUGUGGCCGGACCCAGAAAGACGACAUGAUGUAGGCUGAUUGUCUUUUUUUUGGUGAAAUUACUAUUUUGUGUUCUGACUUUAUCUUGGUUUUGAUGAGUGAAUAAUAAACACCAAUACUUGAAGUUUGGAUCCUUGUAUGUUUACAUGACACUAUGACAAAAAUAUGACCUCAAAUUGACAUCUGUACACAGAGAAAGCAAAAGCCAGAUGUGUUUUGUAUUCAUACCAUCAGUGUGUAGUUGGCACAUUGUGUGCUUAGUAGAUGAUGGCUUGUGUUUACUGUUUGAUACGAAAACACCAUU